Messenger RNA from Rhipicephalus microplus (southern cattle tick), 1768 nucleotides. RefSeq lists its product as uncharacterized. The record is from RefSeq and is a predicted model, not a curated record. NCBI's taxonomy places the organism in Eukaryota, Metazoa, Arthropoda, Arachnida, Ixodida, Ixodidae. Gene Ontology annotation, molecular function: protein binding.
ACAGUUUUCGUUCUCUGAACUGGUACGUGUAUGUGGUGUUACAACGCGUCUCGACGUCUAGCGGACCGCCAUCAGCAGAGCACUGUUCGCUGCGUUCUUCGAAAGCUGUCAGAGAUAACGUGCUUGCGCUUAGCGAGCCCGAAGAAAAAAUGCCGUUCGCGGAGUACGUGCUAACGGGAUUCGAUGGCUUCUUGGAGCGCCGACGCGUCGCCUUCAUCGAGCCGCUGCCAGCAACUCGAGUCUGUAGCUCGUGCGGCCUGGUGCCUUCCCAAUCUGCGUUGCUGCCCUGUGGUCACGUCCUGUGUCUCAUCUGCAAAGGCCUGACCGUCAAGGAGGUGAAGUGCCCCUUAGACGGCCGCGUUUUCGCGAAUACCCAAGUCGUUUCACUGAGCUUCAGGCAGUCCGACUUGGAGCAGCUCCACGUUCGUUGCAUCGCAGGUGGCGAACAUUGCAGCUUCGCCGGAAAACUGUCGGAUCUGGAAUGUCACUUGGCCCACUGCAGCCAAGACGAGGUCAAGUGCUGCAGAUGUAGCCAGACUCUGGUUCGAGGCGUCGCCGUGCAGCACUACCAACACUGUGACAGAAGCAUCGUCUCUGGACGAGUGGUCAGCGAGGAAGGCGUCAAGAGCAUCGUCAGCGGGCUCGGGGAGAUAAGAGCGGACCUGGAAAAACUACGACUGCGUGGAGAAGCGGAAGAGAAGCUCGACAAGCACAACGUUGUAAACGUUGCCAACUGCCUACUGGAACGCGUUGCAAGCCUCGAGCAUGCGUUGCAGCGAGCCAACACGGCCCGUGAUGUCUGCGCGAUCCAAGCGGCGGGGCUAGUGCCGAUAUCUAGCGGACCGUUCCGCGCUGCGUCCAAACCCGAUGCAUUCAUCAUACUGCGCACCUUCGCGGACGUGCCUGUCAUGCACGACAAAGCCAAGAGUACCACCUAUGAAGUCGCUAUCCCCUUGGAAGUUUGCGUUCUCGCUGGCUACAGUUUCAAGCUAGAAUGUAAGCUUGCCAAAGACCAGAGAGACGAAGUGCAUCUGUGGUUUGUGCUGAGCAUUUGCAGCGGCCCGUGGGACAGCCUCCUGGAGUGGCCUUUCGUGAAGAAGGUAACAGUGGUACUCACUCAUCCCCGGUUUCCAAAAGCAGACGUCAGGCUGCCAAUGCGCAUGGAAGACUACGGUGCGGUCAAGAAGCCGACGUCCGGAACGCCCAACAUGGGCAGCUGUACAGAGAAAGUAUCGUGGAUGACCAUCGACCUAAACGGUUUCAUCGACAACAAAAACCUGUACGCCAAUGUGGAAUUUCAGUAGUGAGAGUGCCAUCUGAAAAACGCGGCAUUCUUUUGCUCACAUAGUUGAGAGCAAACGGAUGUGGCCUGUAACGCGAAGCAUAUUUCGCCAGGAAGAUUGGUUAUGGUAACGACUUCGUGUACUGUGUCAACACGUUCAUCUAACCUUAUCGACUCCCGUUAUUUCAACAUUCCAUAACGACAAUAGAACACGUUGAUUAAUAUUAUUGGUCACCAAUAUACAUAUUCAAACAAUAUUGAGUAUGUACCGUGCACAAUUGUCUGGCUGUGGUUCAGUCGCGGCAAGCUUUGUUGUUUCGCAGCUGUGGAACAUAGAGCUCUAAGACUACAUAUGUGAAAUGACUUUUUUCGAAUCAUCAUCAUCAUCAGCCUGACUACGUCCACUGCAGGACAAAGGGCUCUCCCAUGUUCCGCCAGUUAACCUGGUCCUGAGCUUGCUGCUGCCAAUUUAUACCCGCAAGCUUC